This is a messenger RNA of Symbiodinium sp. CCMP2456, 772 nucleotides long. The record is from the annotation of a GenBank genome assembly. Lineage: Eukaryota; Dinophyceae; Suessiales; Symbiodiniaceae.
AUGGCCUUGGAGGGUGCCGCCGUUGCGGCCUCGGCCACCUUUGGCUGCAGCGCUAUGGGUGUGGCAGUGUACUCCAACCUGGUGACCUUCCUCAAAGCCCAGCGGGAGAAGAAUGAGGCCCUGGGGGAGGACGCGCCCGACUGUGCUGCCCGUAUCAUUGACCUGGUGGCGAAGACGAGCCGGCAGGUGUGUGAGACACCAGAGCUCCUGCGAGCGGCGUUCACAGACCCGCUGGAGGAGCUGAGGAAGGCUGGGCAGGAGCCGCACAUGCAGCUCGCCAGCCGCACUGAGUACUCGGUCCAUGGUGCGGAGCUCUUGAGCGGGUACGCGACCUUCGACGGCGAGGUCUUGAAGGUGGGCCAAGCGGUCUCGGCGGUGGUGCCUCUGCUGGCUGUCGCGGGUGCGCAGGUGGAGCGCGACGGCAAGACACUGACGGUCAUUCCCAAGCAGGCCCCUGCCUUGGUUCUGCAGUUGGAGGACGAGGAGCAGGCCCAGCAGUGGCAGACCCGGCUGGGUACGGCCUCCAACAAGCACCCGGAUCCUGUCGAUCGCCUGGAUCGUGUGGUGAGCCAGGCUCACGAGCUAAUGAAGCAUCUUUCCGACCUCCGGGCGCAGAUGAAGAGGCCGGCAAGAGCGCACCACAGUCCCAAGUCCGAGGAGCAUGGUCAUGGCAAUGGUCAUGGCCACGGUCAUGGCCAUGGCCAUUGUGACGAUCACGACCAUGGUGGCCAUGGCGGCCAUGGCGACGGGCACGGCAGCCCAUCCCAUGGCA